CAGACCUCACUGCAACCAGUGUUAACUUUUGAGCUUCAGUAAAUGGGCGACACAAUCAAGAUGAGAGGGGUUUAUAAAGAUAUACCACAAAUUUAAUGACAGUGAAAGGAUAAAAUGAAAUGUUCUUUUUUUUUUUUCUUCUUUUUUUUCUGCUUGUUUGCUUUCGGUCAAAAGAAUGGCUUGGUUUGUUUUAUUUAUGCCAACUCCAUCCAGUGUAUGUGUGUGCUUUGUUUGGGAAUUAAACUGCUUGGCUUCAAAUAGAAUUAACAACAGAUGAUGGAACCAGUUACACGUGCUCUCCUGAAAGUUAUUGUCGAGUGUUUCUGUGAAAUAGAUGCCAGGCUUUUCUUGGACGUGGAGUACGGGUCGGGUUUUGGCUUGGAUAUAGACGUUUUCUGAACUUGGAAACAAUGGAUCUUGUUCAAAGAGAAAGUUUAAUUGACACAAAAAAGGUGAAGUAACUAUGCAGGUGCCUGAUUUAUAGGGAACCGUUUGCCUCCGACUAUUCCCAGUAUCUUGGAGGUAGGGUUUGCUGGGAUGGGAUAUGUCCUUAGUUUUGUUAGACACUGAAGGCUCAGUUCCAGCAGCUUGAAGCAAACCUGCAUGUCGUGUCAGGACAGGACGGUUUAGCGGUUGAGGUCGUCGUCAUCAGCUGAAGUGUAAGGAAGUGAAGCAAGCCUUUUCUUUAGCUUCACAAAGCUUCCUCAUUUGCCAUGUUCCUCUACUGGAAGAAGCGAGGGGCCUAUGAACUGGAAACUCUUCCCUCCUCUCAAAUGGAGCUGUUUCCAGAGCGCUUCUCCUGGUCCUCCUCCCUGGAGGUCAUCCACGAUCCAUAUGAUGAGAAGCCCCCUCAGGAUGAUGAGUGUGUGGUGUGUCAGCAUCCAGGCUGCACAGAGCACCGCCGUGCCGCAAAGGUGUGCCAUCAUCCAGACUGUCAGGAUCUGAAUAGCAAGAGCCCUCUUCACCUGUGUGAGUCAUGUGACUCCCGCUGCCACCCAGACGAGACGGACAAUAUGCACUUUGACCGUCACCCUCGCUUUCAUCUCCAGCCACAAGGUUCCAUCCUGGCGCGGAAUGUGUCAACCCGCUCCUGUCCCCCCAGGACCAGCCCCCCCUCAGACCUGGAGGAGGAGGAGGAGGGGGCCACAGAGAGAGGGGAGCGUAAGCCUGGAAAGAUGAAGCCGAAGAAGAAGCAUCGUCGGCGUUACACUGAUGACCCCAGUAAAGAAUGCUUCACCCUAAAGUUUGACCUGAACGUUGACAUAGAUACAGAGAUUGUUCCCGCCAUGAAAAAGAAGACACUAAGAGAGCUACUGGGACCAGUGUUCGAGCGGAAGGGCAUUGAGUUGUCGCGGGUAGACCUGUUCCUAGACCAGUCGAACACUCCCCUCUCACUCCACUUUGAGGCUUACCCUUUUGGAGGGCACUACCUUAAAGUCAAAGCUCGUCCUGGUGAUGAGUUGAAGGUGGAUCAGGGGGUAAAAGACUUGCGCUUCCUCAGUCUGCCCAACAUAAAGAGCUCGAGUGGGAUCAGCCCCUAUAUCCUCAACCCCACCAACGACAAAGUCGAUCAUGGCUCCCUUUCCCGCCAAGACAACGUGGACAUCCUGGGUCAGGCGCGUCGGCGCAAGAACAUGAUGGAAUUCCUGGGUGAUGCCAGCAUCCCGUCCCCAGACUCCUUGGCUCAGCUCGGGGGCUCCCUGCCCUCCGUGGCGCCUCUCGGCGUUCCCAAGAACCGUCCGGCCAGCCGCUUCAGUGGCUUCUUCUUCCCCUCGGGAGCGGGCAAGGAGCUGGACCGGGUGGAGCUGCUUAACAACCGACUCCAGUUCUACACGUACAACGGCUUGCCCAAGGUGUCGUCCUUCCACCAGGACUCCUGGGAGGAGGACGAUGAGGAGCCAGGUCUGACGUUGGAGGACAGCUGGCAGCAGCUCCUGGAGAAUCCAGAGACUCUGAGCCGGCGGCAGGUCCACCAGCAGGAGGCGAUAUGGGAGCUGAUCCACACCGAGGCCACCUACAUCAAGAAGCUCAAGGUCAUCACUGAUCUGUUCCUAUGUGGCCUGCUGCACCUGCAGGACUGUGGACUGCUGAGCGAGGUGGAGCCAGGCAAACUCUUCAGCAACAUCCAGGACCUGGUGCGUGUGCAUGCCACACUGUGGGUCCAGGUCAUGGAACCGGUACUGGAGCGAGCGCGGAGAGACCGCAGCCUCCUGGACCCCAUGCACCUGCUACAGGGCUUCCAGACGUUUGGCUCACGGUUCCAGCCCUACUUACGUUACUGCAUGGAGGAGGAGCGAUGCAUGGAGUACAUGCGCAGCCAGCUACGGGACAACGAGCUCUUCAGAAUCUACAUCACGUGGGCCGAGGGCAACAAGCAGUGCGCCAGGCUGAAGCUGGCCGACAUGCUGGUGAAGCCACACCAGAGGCUCACCAAGUACCCACUGCUGCUCAAGACCAUCCUGAAGAAGACGGACGAGCCUGCCGCCAAAGACGCCCUGCUCAGCAUGCUGGCGUGUGUGGAUAGCUUCAUCAACAGCGUGGACACUCAGAUGCAGCAGAAGCAGGAGCAGCAGAAGCUGGCAGCCAUUUCGGCUCGCGUGGAGAGCUACGAGGCGGUGGAGGGCGGCACCGAGGAGGUGGAGAGGAUCCUGAGAGAGUUCAACCACAUUGACCUGAUGGCUCCUAUGAUUGACACCUCUCCGGAGGAGACUAGACAGCUCCACCUGGAGGGGGCGCUGCGCAUGAAAGAAGGCAAAGACAGCCGGAUGGACGUUUACUGCUUCCUAUUUACCGACCUCCUGCUCGUCACUAAACCAGUCAAGCGCGUCGAGAAGGUGAAAGUGAUCAGACCACCCCUCCUUGUUCAGAACGUUGUGUGCAGGGAACUGAAAGACCCAGGCUCUUUCGUCCUCAUUUACCUCAACGAGUUCAAAAGUGCUGUGGCUGCCUACUCGUUCCAGGCCAACAGCGCCCCCCAGGGGAGAAGCUGGAUAGAUGCACUCUCCAGUGCACAGAGCCAGCUACAGCGUCUGCGGUCAGAGGAGGGCCGCCGUCGGAGGGCCAGACUGAGGCAGAGGCUAGAGGACGGGGAGGAGGACGAGCGAGGCGAAGAGAGCUGCACCUCCACCGCCAGCUCCCCACGGCUCCAGAACAAAGAGCAGCAUCACACGGGAAGCUCGGAUGGCUCCACCGAGACGCUUUCAGUGAUGGACGCAGACGAGUCGGAAGCGUGCUUGGAUUCGUCCACUCUGCAGGCCGACCCCGUUGUGACCCCGAUGCCCCUUCCCGACGGCAGCCCCGUGGCCCCGGGCUCACAGAAGGCCCAGGGCGCGGGCGAGGCCGACCCCCUGCCGCAGAGCUCGGAGCGCCGCUCCGUGUCCGUGGACAGUGCCUACGGAACGCUCUCGCCCGAGUCCUUGCUGGAGAUGCAGACGCUGACGGCCACCAGCGAGGAGGAAGUGUCGGUGGGCACGGGGGGAGGAGGGGAGGACGAGGAGGAGGGAGAGAGAGAAAGAGGAGGCGACCGAGGGGAGGAGCUGGAGGAGCUGGAGGACCAGGACCAGGAGGAGGAGGAGGAGGAGGAGGAGGAGGAGGGGGCAGAGAACAGGGGCUCUCCUUGCUCGCUGCUCUCGCCCGCGCGCCACCUGAAGCCGCGUCGGCGCGCGCCCGUGCAGCUCCGCCUGCCCUGCCUCCAGAGGUUGGCGUUCAAGUGCCGCUCGGAGGACAACCUGCUGCAGUGCGUCAGUGGCAACGGCAGUCGCCCCUUGGCACGCGCCGACACCGAGCCUGCCCGGGUGAGCCCCCAGUGGCCGGACGGUGGGCUGGGGCAUAGCAGGAGCCUGUGCGAACUGAUCCCAAGCAGCGCAGGGCACAAGGUGGAGGCGCCCCUGCCAGACAUGGAGAAAGAGGAAAGCUGCCAGCUGUCGCACAGCCUUCCCGCCACCUUGCUGGCGGACACUCUGCGCCGUGCCAGGGGCGACUACAAGAGGGGCCAAAUGAGCUAUGGCUGCUCGGAUGCGGAGGGGAGCUGCAGCGCGUCGGAGGAGGACAGGGGUUGCGGAAAGAGUUCGCCGCAGCAGAAGAAGAAGCUGACCAUGGCGCAGCUGUGCAGAAUCCGAACCACACUGGUGCUCAACUCCACCCUCACAGCCUCGUGA
Messenger RNA from Electrophorus electricus (electric eel), 4157 nucleotides. It is a transcript of the gene plekhg5b, whose product is annotated as pleckstrin homology domain containing, family G (with RhoGef domain) member 5b. Gene Ontology annotation, biological process: endothelial cell migration; Rho protein signal transduction. The record is from RefSeq and is a predicted model, not a curated record. NCBI's taxonomy places the organism in Eukaryota, Metazoa, Chordata, Actinopteri, Gymnotiformes, Gymnotidae. Gene Ontology annotation, molecular function: guanyl-nucleotide exchange factor activity. Gene Ontology annotation, cellular component: endocytic vesicle; plasma membrane; axon.